Spodoptera frugiperda (fall armyworm) is the source of this 877-nucleotide messenger RNA. RefSeq names its product trypsin, alkaline C-like. Gene Ontology annotation, biological process: proteolysis. Bases 34 to 801 code for a protein of 255 amino acids. Lineage: Eukaryota; Metazoa; Arthropoda; Insecta; Lepidoptera; Noctuidae. The record is from RefSeq and is a predicted model, not a curated record. The transcript has 4 exons. Gene Ontology annotation, molecular function: serine-type endopeptidase activity.
UCCCAGUUACCAACUAGUACCAGAAAUAGUAAAAUGCGUGCCUUCGCCUUCCUAGCUCUAUGCAUCGCGACUGUUGCUGCCGUCCCUUCAAAUCCUCAAAGGAUUGUAGGCGGUUAUGUUACCAGCAUCGGUAGAUACCCCAGUAUCGCUGCCCUUCUCUACACAUCGAACUGGAACCAGUACUGGCAAUCUUGUGGUGGAACUAUCAUUAACAACAGAUCCAUCUUAACUGCAGCUCACUGUAUCGCUGGUGAUGAAGUUGGUCGUUGGCGCAUUCGAGUUGGAUCUACUUUUGCUAACAGCGGUGGAGUGGUCCACAACGUGAAUCAGCAUAUCGUUCAUCCCUCAUACGACUUCAGAUCUUUGGACAAUGAUAUCGCUAUUCUCCACUCCACCUCUAGCUUUUCUUUCAACAACAAUGUACGCGCAGUGUCCAUCGCUGGGUCUAACUAUGACCUCCCUGAAAACAGAUACGUGUGGGCUGCUGGGUGGGGAACGACAUCUUCUGGUGCUAGCUCCGGCUCUGAGCAGCUUCAGCACGUCCAGCUCGUGACUAUCAACCACAACACUUGCAGAAACAACUACGCCGCUCAAGGUGUUACUAUCACCGACAACAUGUUGUGCUCCGGCUGGCCCACCGGUGGUCGCGACCAGUGCCAGGGUGACUCUGGUGGUCCUCUCUACCACAACGGCAUCGUUGUUGGUGUCUGCUCUUUCGGUAUUGGAUGUGGACAAGUUAACUUCCCUGGUGUUAACGCUCGUGUAUCCAGCUACACUUCUUGGAUCUCUUCCAACGCUUAAAAACAAUCCUACUGGAAUGAGACUUAAAAAUGUUGAAAUUUCAUAAGUGAAUAAUAAAAUAUUUCAUGUUCAUAAC